GCAAUACAUUUUGCAACGAAAGUUUCCUUACUAUCCAUAUCAUGGCUAACUCAACAAAUACCAAGCUAUAGGUAUGUAAGAUGUACGUGUACAUUUCUCAAUCUUUGUUCCUCCUAGUUUCGGCAUCUCAACGUCUGAUACGAUGGCCAGCGUCGCCCUAUUCCACCCGGGCCGCGUUAUCAACUUCCUCAUCCAAACAAUCCCCCACGAGCUGCUAUCUUCAACGACAUAGAGGUGGGCAACCCGAUACACCGCCAGACACCCGCAGCAUCCUGACUACAUUGGAAGGCUCCCGGAAGGAUAUCCCGUUUCUGGUGCCACCUGUCCUAUCAUACUACGUUCUACGUUGAAUCUUCUCCUGAAUCCAAACGGCCAGCCUAUCUACACUUUACCCGCUUGGCAACGAACCAAGCCUGACACUUAAAAUAGACGAGAGACGGGGCUGCACUUGCGCCUUGAGGCUGACGGCUUGAGACUUGAGGCUUGCAUCCGGCGUCCUUUAUUCUUACAUACGUUAUUCUGCCACUCUUCUGCCAAUCCGCGAGGGACAACCGUGCCUUGCAAGCAGAUGGUCCGAUUAUCCGACUCCUGAGCUUUGCGCGGCCAACAACCCCCCCUUCCCCCCGGUUCUCUAACUACCCUUGGAUAUCGGCAACUCCUCAUUGAUAAACGAAGUUAACGCCGGAAACCAACCUUAUUAAUAUACCUCGCAUCGGGGAGCAACACAUAUCGAUCGAUUGGUCAAUUAACAGAUGUCCUGCCGCUGCCGCCUGGUCAUCCAUGAUACCCCGCUGAGCUUACACCCCAAGACGCCAGCCAUUGAAAUGUUCUCGAAGGCAGGUGGACAUUUCACCAAACUGGAGAAAUAGACGGAACAGGUUUCUUUUAUUUCAAUUUUUUUUUAUUUAAUCGUGGGUGACAAAAAAGGGAAUUCCGACGUUGUAAUAAUAUAAUUGGAAGGAAAGACGGCAAGGAAGAAGGCCAAACUGGUGGGAGUUAUAGGAUAAGGAAUGACCAGCAAUACCAACCAGACCGAUGUCUUCAAUUCCUCAACCGCGAGUGCGAACCCUUCCUCUAGUGUCCGUCCACGUAAUCGACGCUUGAUCUCCCUCGCCGACGACGACGACGAUGACCUCUCAGGAACCACGACUAUAGACCUUGCGACCGGGUCAAGUUCUGACAAUGCCCUGACUUCGAAUUCUCUGUUAACACCUCCCGCGCCACGUUCUCGUGCUGGUACACCAUCUCCCACCCCAAGUAGACAUCCAUCCCGCCCGCCGACAGCUUCGUUGACUAAGAACCGCUCCUCGAGUGGAGGGGCGAGGUUCGGAAAUGGAUGGACAGAUAGUAGGCAAAAUAAACCGACAAGUCCGUUCGUGGCGGAUUUUUUGGAAUCGUCGUGGACUUCCUUACAAGGACUGGCAUCAACUGUGCUCGGGAACGAGGAUAUCCUGGGAAAGUCGAAGUCGUCUACAUCAAGGUCUAGCGCACAGCAACACCGGCGGAAGCCGUCAAAAGUGAACUUCGUCCAAGAUGCGAGAAGUGGCCCGUCGUCAUGGGGCCCGGCAAACUUCUUUAGUAAACAGUUGGGUUCCUUGGGUUCUGGUUCUGAUUCUGGUUUUGGCCCGAGAGAAGACCGACAGUCGAUGGUACAAGCGCUGAAAAGACAAGCUCUCCUUCAGGCUAAUGGAGAUGUAACACCGGAUAGUCAGGGGAAUUACAAACGAAGAGAUUCCGGCGAUGCUCCGCGAGGAUCCUCGGCUCCGCCGCCGGAACAGGACGAUUCGGACGCAUUGGUGUAUGUGCAUCAUGUACAGAAAAAUGACAGCAUCACUGGUGUCUCAAUCCGGUAUGGCUGUCAGCCAACAGUCAUGAGGAAAGCGAAUGGCUUCUGGCCCAGUGAUAGUAUACAAGCUAGGAAGACAGUCCUUCUUCCCGUCGAAGCUUGUACACUGAAAGGCCGUCGAAUACCCGAGAAGGAAGAGCAUGAUAAUCUUUUUGAGGACUUGGAUAGUAGCUCGGAGGACCCGUUUGCAGAACAUACUUCACUGGACCUAGAUCCAAUGUCCUCCUCCGCAUUUGGAUAUGGAGACUCCAGUUUACGAGGCCAGUAUGCCGGAUCAUCUACCUCGUCGGUUUCAGGCAAGACACCGAAGCAAGCACCGCCGUGGAAACAUGAAUGUUGGGUUCAAAUUGAUGGAUUCCCGGAAGCUGUCGAAAUCGGCCGCGUGGCACGGAAGACUUUAGGGUUCUUCCCCCGCGCAAGGCGAAAAUCCCUAGCCCAGCUACCAAUCCCGUAUUCCGACUUAGAAGAUACCCUACACCCCCUUUCUCAACAACAAACCUGUGACACCAGCACCACACCUCCCGCCACCCCUGCCACUUCGACCCCAUUCAUCGCCCGCUCCUCCUCAUCAUCUUCCCACACCCGUGGCCGCUCCAUAUCCAGCUCAAAAUCCGUUUCCAACGCGCACGUGCACCGACAUCGCAGCAGUUUCACCUUCCUAGGCACAGGCGGCGUAGGAACGCUAGACCGCAACGUAAAAGCCCCUGGCCCUGCCGAGGAUAAACUCAAUCAAUUCAUAAACACGCAUCUGCCUAAACUGGCUGUCCCUCCGCCACUGCCCACUCCUCAACCCCUAUUAUCAUCAUCAUCAGCCAGCUACUAUCCACGCGCCUCUACAGAGUCCACGUCAACCAUCCUCUCGAACACGUCGUCUACGGGACUGGAGAACGUUAGCGGCGCUAUUGAAGGGUGGGUUCGCAAGAUAGCCCGCAGCGCCAAGGCUGGGGUUUCAGACUUGCAGCAACAGCAAGGUGGUCAUUUGGGUAUCAGUGGGAUGGGUGAUCUUAUCGAAUUGGCUGAUACGCUGGACGGGAAGCGAAGUCCUAGCCGUGCUGGUGUUGGUGGUGUUGCGGGUAUGCCCUCGUCGGCCAGAAGAGGACGUGCUGUCAAUUGCAGUCCUACUCGCUUUUCAUCUGGAUCGGGAUCUACCAUCGGGCCAUUGGCGUCCGGAGAUGGUGGUAGCAGGAGUAUAAGAGGCAGGAGGACGAAAGGCGAUUGAAUCGCAGUAACGUGGACAUGGAGUGUAUUCUGAUUAUAGAAAUUUGCAGGUGUUUUAUAUGUGUGUGUGUAAGCUGUGUAUCAUUUCUCUAUUUAGAAAAAAACAACAGCAGACUCUUGAAAGGAUUUAUCGCCCCUGUUUUCCUCAUGGUCAUAUAUGCUUUUUUUUUAUUCUCCAUUUAUCUGUAUGGCUAACAGAACUAACUAACUGCCGAGCCUUGAGCGAUUUUACAUACUUUUUCUCUUCUUUCUGCUUCUAAGAAUCUUUUUAUGGCACUUCUUGCAUACGCGUAUCCAGAACGUCCCACUUCUCUUCAUCGUCAUCCUUCUCAAAUUAAAUUUUCUUUUGUUUUUGGUUCAACAUAUAGCCGUCCACCUUCUCUUCCCUUUUUUUCAUCUUCAGUUUUUUUUUUUCCUUCCACCCCCCAAUAUAUUCGGCAGCGAACAUCAUUGAUCUUGUUAAGUGUCUUGUUUUUAUUUGCAUGUUCAUCAUGUCAGUCUUUUCUUUCUUCCUUUUCUCUUUUUCUCAGUUGUACACACACACACACACACACAUAUAUACAUAUACCCGUCGUCCACAGCGCCCGAAAUCAUUGGCAUCUCUUACUACCCAUAGGUAGAUAAAUCAUGCACUACCUUUUGUUACGUGAGAGGCGGUAAUGUCCUAGGCAUACGUCCAAAUAUUCUUGUUUGUUGAAUUUGAUUAAGUUGUUGAAUGCAACUGAGGUUUUCUCUCACGAGCUUCAAUCUUGUAGCCCGACUUUCCACGGGCUCCUGAAUGGUGGUUGAAGUAAGGUUGCUAAAUUGCCGCCAGAGCUUGCUUGCUAAGCGCUUUUUAAGCGCGAUAUAACUUCUCCCCCUGAACCACGUCGAGGUAUCCAAGCAUUUCGGAUUAUAUACCCUUUCGGAGAUGAAGAAGAGCGUUGGAUUGACAUCACCAUCUCUCGCGUAUAAUGGAAACAAAUCAAAUGUAUAUUUUGAUAUUUUUUGCACAUGUACCAUGUAUGUACAUUAAAACUAGAAUAAAUGCUAAAUCUUCAGCUCCGCAACAAUGGCAGGGAGAUGGCAGAAUUGCAAAACUCGUCUUCUACAUUCCCAAGCUUUUUUAAAUUACACUUUACUCUCAGAUCCUCUAGUUGGUUGGACAGAUAUAGUCAAUUGCUCAGUCACGGGUGAAUUCAAACAGGCGCAUGCACCCAAACCUCCCUCCUCCUCGUCUACAUCCUCCUCAUCACUCUCCCACAUCAAAUUCUCCCCCGCAGCCCAAUGAAACACCCACCCAGCAAACCCCGGCUGAGCCUUCGUGAAUCCAAACGGCGCGCCGAAAGGUGCAGCCCCCUCACCAGAGAGAUGCCAUAUCUACCCACGAUGCUCUCCGCUAAUAAUAAGAUACCAAUUCAUCCCGCACCCCUCCGUCCCCAGAUCUAGACAACCGCGGCCAAAAAUACCCGCCUCCCCGUCUCCAUCAAUGGCGGAUGCUGGGAAUCCCUCAGGAAGUUCCGGGUCGUCCUCCCAUAUCCGCCGUUUUGUCAGCGGAAACGGCAACGCGAGACGGCCUUCUGCUGGGUCAUUUCUGUCGCCGCGAUUACUGAGCGGCUUGAGACCGUACUCUUGAGGGCCGCCAUGACAUCCAUUGGCGAUCUCGGCUACGAAGGUCCGAUAUGGCUCUGGGAGGAUUAUGUCAUGUCUGGAUUCGAAGGCGUGGACGGCGGGCCAGCCGAGGGGUGGGGUUAUAUUUCUAGAAGCAAAUAUGGUGCGCAAUUUUUCGACGUCGGCUUUUAUGGCUUCGUUGUUAGGGGAGAGGGUGAAGCUGGAAUUGGAAUUGGUGUUGAUGUUGGGGGCGCUUGGUUUCACUGAAUUGGAAGGCAUUGCAAAUUUAUAAAUUCAAGGACCUUCAAUGAUAGACUUCACUAGCGGAAGUAAGAUAGAAGUGGCACAUGGAUGAACGUAUGUUUUUGGGGAUCAAACGAGGGUAAAAGGGAAACUCAUAGAUGUAGGCGUCAUGUUGUAUGUCAGGCUCAGUGCUUCAUUUCAAAGGGCUUCUUGCUCCAGGCAGCAGAGUGUAUGGCUUGCCUUCCAGCGGCGAUCUUGCAGGUCAGUUCGUCCCUGCUUAUCAUUUCAUAAACGAAAUGACAAGCUUGGAAUAUAAACGUCGUGGGGUUCGUCAGAGAUGUUCCCUUAUUCUUCUACACAUCCUUACCAGAUAUAUUUACAAAAUUGCGAAUUCCGGAAACUUCCUACAGCUAAAUUUUCGUGUUCCUAAAAUAUAGUUUUGUGUGCGAUAUCUUACCUGCCGUAAGACCAUCAUAGCAGAAUACUAUAGAAGCGUUUCCCAGGCGACAAAAUUCAAAGAGAAUGGGGCCAGAGAUAACUACAUCC
Molecule: messenger RNA, 5443 nt
Organism: Blastomyces dermatitidis ER-3
Lineage: Eukaryota; Fungi; Ascomycota; Eurotiomycetes; Onygenales; Ajellomycetaceae
Product: LysM domain-containing protein
Exons: 2
Coding region: 1011-3065 (684 amino acids)
Source: RefSeq, a predicted model, not a curated record